Molecule: messenger RNA, 6242 nt
Organism: Silurus meridionalis
Lineage: Eukaryota; Metazoa; Chordata; Actinopteri; Siluriformes; Siluridae
Gene: kcnh2b
Product: potassium voltage-gated channel, subfamily H (eag-related), member 2b
Exons: 16
Coding region: 150-3818 (1222 amino acids)
Biological process (GO): regulation of heart rate by cardiac conduction; membrane repolarization during action potential; regulation of ventricular cardiac muscle cell membrane repolarization
Cellular component (GO): membrane
Molecular function (GO): inward rectifier potassium channel activity
Source: RefSeq, a predicted model, not a curated record
GUGGGGUGUUGGCCGCUAGAGCGGACGGCAUCGCUAAUGAAGUUGCCCGGGCGCCGCGGCGCUCUUCGCUCUCUGUCUAGAGGCGCGUGAGGCUCCUGCUCCAGCUCCGGACCACGCGCCGCGUCUGGACCACGCGCGUCACGAUCAGGAUGCCGGUGCGACGCGGACACGUGGCGCCCCAGAACACCUUCCUGGACACCAUCAUCAGGAAAUUCGAAAGUCAGAGUCGAAAGUUUCUCAUAGCCAAUGCACGGGUGGAGAACUGCGCCAUCAUCUUCUGUAACGAUGGCUUCUGUCACAUGUGUGGCUACACGCGGGCCGAGAUCAUGCAGAAACCGUGCACCUGUGACUUCCUGUACGGGCCGCACACCAAGCGCCUGGCCAUUGCACAGAUGGCUCAAGCACUUCUGGGCUCGGAGGAGAGGAAAGUGGAGAUCACGCUCUACAGGAAGGACGGUUCAUGCUUUCUGUGCCUGGUAGAUGUGGUGCCGGUCAAAAAUGAAGAUGGUGUAGUGAUCAUGUUCAUUCUAAACUUUGAAGUCAUGACUGAAGAUAAACUGCACAGCCCCACCCAGGGUCUGAACCACCGGCUGCCUUUCCCCUGGCGUGCCACAAAUCGAUCGCGUCGUAUUCGUCUGCACCUGCCUCUCCUGCAGUCACACAGCAGGUCAUGUCUUCAUGAGGACGCUGAGGCCAGACGCAGGACUGCCAGUAUUAGGCGUGGCAGCAGUCACGAGUCUAUGGCACUCGGUGAGCUUGUCUCACUGCCAGAAAAUGAGCAGGUCUGCCCCUCUGCGACCACUCCAUCAGGCACGGCAUCCUCAUCCCUGUGGCCUGACGACAGACGCACUCUCUUGGGAAGUGAGUCCACGCCGCCCCCUUCGGCCACAACACACUCCUCCACAUUGCCCCUGGGUCAGUCCUCGCCACGGACACACAGGCUCAACCCAGACACCUCAGCCUCCAACUGCAGCCUGACGCAUAGCCGCUCACGUGAGAGCUUCCACAGUAUGCGCCGCGCAUCUUCUGUUGAUGACAUAGAGGCCAUGAAGCCUGAAUGGGAACGCAGACACUCCAUACGACCAGGGACCAGCAGUACAGGAGCAGUAAACAACAAGUCCAGCAUGCUUAACUCUACCUCCGAUUCAGACCUCAUGCGCUACCGCGCAAUCAGCAAGAUCCCACAGAUCACUCUCAAUUUUGUGGACUUUAAACCUGAUCCCCUUAUUGCUCUGCCUCCUGGAGAAAUGGACAUCAUUGCUCCAUGCAAGCUCAUCGACCGCACACACAACGUCACAGAGAAGGUCACACAGCAGAAUCAGAUAAGGAAGAACUCACUAAUGAUUGCCACAGUGCUGUCACUAGGCGCCGAUGUUCUUCCCGAAUAUAAGCUCCAGGCACCACGCAUUCACAAGUGGACCGUGCUGCACUACAGCCCUUUCAAGGCGGUGUGGGACUGGCUGAUUCUGCUGCUUGUGAUCUACACUGCUAUCGUAACACCAUACAGCGCCGCCUUUCUGCUUGGCUCGGAAAAAGAGAACAAUACCUGCACUUACUGCCAGCCACUUAAUAACGUGGACCUCGUUGUCGACAUCAUGUUCAUCAUCGACAUCCUCAUCAAUUUCCGCACCACUUACGUCAACGCCAACGACGAGGUGGUGAGCCACCCACUACGUAUCGCUGUCCAUUACUUUAAAGGCUGGUUCCUCAUCGACAUGGUGGCCGCCAUCCCCUUUGACCUGCUCAUCUAUGACAACGGAGAGGAAACAACCACUCUAAUCGGCCUCUUAAAAACUGCACGGCUCUUGAGACUUGUUCGAGUGGCUCGCAAGUUGGACCGCUACUCUGAAUAUGGUGCAGCUGUGCUCUUCCUACUCAUGUGCACUUUUGCACUCAUUGCUCAUUGGCUGGCCUGCAUCUGGUACGCAAUUGGAAGUGUCGAACGCAGCGGUGCCAUUGGCUGGCUCCACACGCUAGGGGAUCAGCUCGGGAAACCCUACAAUAACUCAGCUCUCAACUCAGGACCCAGCAUUGAUGACAAAUAUGUGACUGCCCUUUAUUUCACCUUCAGCAGCUUGACCAGUGUCGGAUUCGGCAAUGUCUCACCCAACACCAACUUGGAGAAGAUCUUCUCCAUCUGUGUCAUGCUAAUUGGAUCCCUUAUGUAUGCCAGUAUCUUUGGGAAUGUGUCAGCCAUCAUACAGCGGCUGUACUCAGGUACGGCACGCUACCACACUCAGAUGCUCCGGGUCAGAGAGUUCAUUCGCUUCCACCAAAUCCCGAAUCCACUCCGACAGAGACUGGAGGAGUAUUUCCAGCACGCCUGGUCCUACACUAACGGAAUUGACAUGAAUGCAGUACUGAAAGGCUUCCCCGAGUGUCUUCAGGCAGAUAUAUGUCUGCACCUGAACCGUACUCUCCUGCAGAACUGUAAAGCUUUUAAGGGAUCCACUAAAGGCUGCUUGCGAGCCUUAGCCAUGAAAUUCAAAACCACUCAUGCCCCACCGGGUGACACACUGGUCCAUGCGGGUGAUGUGCUCUCAGCCCUUUACUUCAUUUCCAGAGGAUCUAUAGAAAUUCUACGUGGAGAUGUUGUGGUAGCCAUCUUAGGGAAGAAUGAUAUAUUUGGCGAGCCCAUCAACUUGUAUGCUCGACCAGGCAAGUCCAAUGCUGAUGUAAGGGCCCUUACUUACUGUGACUUGCACAAGAUCCACAGAGAGGAUGUUCUGGAGGUUCUGGAUAUGUAUCCAGAGUUCUCAGAUUACUUCUGGAGCAACUUGGAGAUCACCUUCAAUUUGAGAGAUACCAACAUGAUUCCUGGCUCUCCAAGCAGUGAUGACUCCGACCAUGCAGGCUUUAACAAACUACGUAAAAGAAAGCUUUCCUUCCGAAGAAGGACGGAAACAGAUGAUGCUGAUGCAGGAGAGAUCAAGAAGAACCAGAAGCCAGUUCGACGUAAAAAACAGGCCAGGAAUAAUCCAAACGAGAGACUAAAACCGGACUUUGAGGGGCCCCGGAGUUCAAUCUCUUCCCACUCGAGUGGCGAUGAAGGGGAGGACCUUGUACAUACACGCUCCACAUUGCCAACAGCAUUAUUUGAGCUCUCUCAAGCACAAGGCACCUCUAUGAACUUUAAUGACAACCCGGAGGGGGAAGCAGAUCCUAAAACAGGCAACACCUGCAAUGCCCUGUCAGGUGCACUCUCAGGUGUGUCUAACAUCUUUAGUUUCUGGGGCGAGAGUCGGGGUCAUCAGUAUCAGGAGCUGCCUCGCUGUAAUCUUCCGACACCACCACCUCAGCACAACACCCCAUUACACAGCAUCUCAAGACAGCAGCGGAGCCAGUUGGAGAACAGGCUGGACAUGCUGCAGACACAACUGAACAGGUUAGAGACCCGUAUGUCCACAGACAUCAGUGCAAUCAUGCAAUUGCUCCAGAGGCAGAUGACAUUAGUGCCUCCAGCCUACAGCACAGUGUCCUCACCUCCCCAGGUAUCACUGUAUCUCGGCUCAAGCCCAGGUCCCGACGAGUCACUCAUACAGACUGUCACCAUGGAGUCUGAGAGACUCUCCUCAAUCUCACAGAUGCUGGCCUCUCAGGACUUUGAGGAAUUUCCUGCCAAGUCAUGUGAAUCUCUCCACUUCACGACAGAACCCUUACUUAGCCCAGAAGCCGCCCCCCUGCAGGCUCUGUCCAGCCUGGACCGUAACGUUGAGCCUCCACACCCCGACACCCAGCGGCGCCUCUCCCUCCAGGAGCCGCAAACACUUCUAGACUCACGGACACCACAAAGACACAGCUCCGAUCCUGGGAGCUAGGGAGGGAGUGAAAGAGAGAGGACGAGGAAACAACAAGUGAAGAGAGCAAACACAGAUGGGAUGAGGUUCCUAGUUUCCCUGGCUCUCUCACUAAUUCUCAGUCGUUCAAUCUCUCUUUCACUUACUUGCACAUCUCAUGGGGAUGGGGUGUGGAAGGAUUUGCUUCCCUUCGUUCCUGUAUUUGCACUGCGUCAGGAGUGUAAAUGGAAGGAUGAGAUGAGACCUGCAUUUGCUGAAGCUGGAGAAGGACUGUCACUGUCCAAAUCUACAAGAUUUAAAGACCAUAAUCCACUGAGUACAGCAUGAGGAUGGAGGCCCCUUUUAAACUCUACGCUCAAAUAUCCUCAAGACUGGUGGAAACAUUAGACAUUUAAAAUAAACAUAAAAAGCAGAGUGGGUGAAAAUGGGUGUGGAACACUUCACUCUUUUUGGCGUCGUUAAAAAAGUGGAAUCCACCCAAAGGAAGGCGUCCAUAUUCAAAUUGUCCCUUUACUACUGUUGUCCAGUAUUGGAUUAAUAUAUAAAUAAUACUGAAAAUAAUAAUCUAAGUAGCCAUCAUGUCUUGCACUGAAAUUUUGCAGAAUCUUUAUCUAUAUCAUGUCCGCAGCGCUUCCAAAGUUAAAAAAACAAAAAAACAAAAAAGGAAAAAAAAUACUAAAAGACUUCCUAAACUUUAUAGUGUUAGCUGGCCUAACAGAAACACCUUGUGUGAUCUGUCUAUUCUGUCCUGUCUUUCUGCCUCUUUCUCCCUUCAUGUCUGUGGUUAAAGGCAUAAUGGAAAGUAAGCACGUACUGAAUCUGCUGAUUUGCAUUAGGAUGGAAUAGGAGGUGUCUAAAGCCAUGAUGUUACUGAACAUAUCAACUAUUUUGUGCAUUGCGGGUUCUAAUGUGGCUCGAUUGAUCAACAUAAUGAGUAUGUCUAUGUCAAACCCUGCACAAUGUCAGGAGGUGUUCAAAUGUUUGUCCAAGUUUGCAUUGGUUCAAAGUUUCAUCACAGGUUUUCUACUUAUAUAUUAGGGACGUUCUGGUUUAUUAGCAAUACUUACCCCUAGAACCCACAACCUCACAUUUAAUAGAUUUCUCUUUUGGGAGAAAAAAAAAAUCAGUUGCUUUACCGAAAUGCAUGUAUAUGUGUGUUAUGUGUGUGAGAUAAGUCAAUAAUUAAUGAAAUUGCAUACAGUAAUUUACACUGUAUAGCACAUUAAAUAUAAGCUUAGCAGCUCUAUUAAGAUUAAGAUUGCUGCAUAAGAUUCUUCAGGUACUAUUGUGCUGCAUGCUACUGGCAAGCAUUCAUAUAGAGUAACAACAAAGGCAUUAUGGUGAGUGGGUUAUUACUAUUUGAACUGUAAAUUGGUUUUAUAGUUAGCAGAUAAUACCAUCAUUUUCCAAGAGAUCAUUUUACGACAAAUGUGGAAAUAUGGAGUUUGCUGAUUGUCACCAACAACCUACUACACCGUUUUCUAAUAUCAUUCAGAAAAUUCAAAUUGUUUGGGAAGACAAAUGAGGAGAACAGGUCAGAGAUUGCAGACCACAUCCUCUUUCGCUCAGCACACAGGUGACAUUCACUAUAAACAAGCGCGAUUCGUUAAUCUUGUAUUAGCAUGUUAUGUUUUUUUGAAUGCUGCUCCCAGCAUAUUUAACUGUAACUAACCUCCAUGCCUUUAGAGCAACCCCACUCCAGUACAACUGAAUCUUCAUGUUUCCGAACUGCUGCACUUUAGAGUACAUCCAAAGCAUCAACUGCAUUGACACUGAUCUUUCCCUCCAGCAAUGUGGUUUGACUUUGUCUGAGAGUUUGUGUUGAAUUCUGAAUGUAUUUUAUAGGGAGUACAUGCUGUUAGAAAGAGAAAAAAAAAGAACAGAAAACUCCUGCUUUCAUGGCAACAGGUUUACUAACCAACCACAAGCUCUUUAACAGUGUUUAGACAUACAGGUAAUGCAGCAUAUACACCACUGGAGCUCAAUAUUCAAAAUAAAUUCAUUAUGGGAAAUCAUUUAUCAUCAUUAUAUCGACAUAACCUUAAUGUGUGUGUGAGACACCAUCUCGUGUCCUUGUGUAAGCUUGUGGCCUCCUCUAUUAUGUAACCAAAAUCCUUGUGUUUUGUUCUUUAAGUGCACUGCUGUGCACUUUACAGACAACACCCCCCACCCCCAACUUACCUUGCAAGGUGUAAAUAAUUAAAGUUCUUUCUUUUCUUUGACAUAUCUUCUUCUCUAACAACUGUUAGGUAUGUAUAUAUAUUUUUAGUCUUGAUUUUAAUUUAUUUUAUUAAUGUAUUUACACUGGAUUGCUCUUUUUUCUCCCUCUCAUGUACUGUACAUAGGAGAGUCUUGUAAAGGAAUCGAUUCUUGGCACUCAUAUAGCCGGCACUAUGCAGAAUCUGUCAUUUCCUUGGCAUGCUUUGAAAUGCAGAAAAAAAACUG